This is a messenger RNA of Sparassis crispa, 690 nucleotides long. RefSeq lists its product as hypothetical. The transcript has a single exon. Bases 1 to 690 code for a protein of 229 amino acids. The record is from RefSeq and is a predicted model, not a curated record. NCBI's taxonomy places the organism in Eukaryota, Fungi, Basidiomycota, Agaricomycetes, Polyporales, Sparassidaceae.
AUGGCGUGCAGCCCCGACCACGCGGUCCCCAAGGCCCCGCGAGGCUCCGCGCAGCCUCUCACCACCUCCUCGCACCCUCCCUCAACCCUCUUCGACGCGCGCAGGCCCACAGCAGCGAACGACGGAACAGCGAUCAUCGCGCCGGCCACCGCGGUGCCGCAAUGGCGCCAAGCUCCCUCCUGGCGGUCUCCAGCCACCGGCGAAAGCCCGCGUCACCUCCCAGCACCGUCACCCAACCUUCCUCGACCCGCGAUCGCCGUAUGCGGUGAAAGAUCGCGCCUUGAUCAUGACGCGGGCCACCACGGUGCAACGACCGCGCCCAGGUCCCUCCUCGCGGUCUGCAGGCCCCGAUGCUGGACCCCAUCACCUCAGCCAACCUUCCUCGACCACGUUCGCCAUCCACGGCGAACGAUCGCGCUCCGGUCGUCAGGCUGGCCGCUGCAGUGGAAUGACCGCGCUGACCGCCCUCCUCGCAGUCUCCAGGCCCCGAUGCUGGCCCGCAUCACCUUCCAGAACCCUCAUCCUACCCUCUUCGACGCGCGUUCACCCUCCGUGGUGAACGACUGCCCUCCGGACCUCCCCUGCAACAUCGAGCGCCGGUCGCUCGACCAGGACCUCCCUCGCACACUCAAACGCAACGCGUUUGAAUGCAAGUUUGCCCAGCACUGCUCGGGCAGUGUAGGUGAGUAA